Messenger RNA from Capsicum annuum, 2724 nucleotides. Its product is annotated as subtilisin-like protease SBT3.8. NCBI's taxonomy places the organism in Eukaryota, Viridiplantae, Streptophyta, Magnoliopsida, Solanales, Solanaceae. The transcript has 10 exons. The record is from RefSeq and is a predicted model, not a curated record. Bases 293 to 2593 code for a protein of 766 amino acids. Gene Ontology annotation, biological process: proteolysis. Gene Ontology annotation, molecular function: serine-type endopeptidase activity.
GUUUGCCUGCAGGUUACGGCAUGCUAGGUUGUCGUGUACCACCCCUCUAGAUUUUUGCUCCUGAAGUCUGUUGAAAACUUGUGUCAUAGCACAUGAUAUUCAACAGUAAAGUUUAAUAGAAUGUAUCUUAGCAGUUUCUGCUGUAUGGUAAAAGCUUAAGAAAAGGGAAUUUAGAAACUUCCAACCAUGCUUAACGCCUUAAUUAUUAUAAAUAGUGGAGGUUAAGGGCAAAGGUUGUUAACUCCAAGUAGUUCUCUGUAUCUUUUCUUUAACUUUAGACAGUGCACACAAAAUGAGCAGCACUUUCUAUCUUCCGCUCUACUUAGCUUUCAUUUCUCUAUUAGUACUUCUUUUGAACCUCUCGGAUGUCUUACUAGUGCAUGCAAAUGGUGAAAGCAAAGUUCAUGUUGUUUACUUGGGAAGAAGGAAACACGAUGAUGUCGAACUCACAACAUCAGCUCACCAUCAAAUUCUAUCUUCAGUUCUCGGAAGUCAAGAGGCAGCAAGAGAAUCUAUCAUCUACAGCUACAGACACGGCUUCUCCGGCUUUGCAGCCAAGUUAACAAAAGCACAAGCCAAAAGGAUUGCAGAAUUACCUGAUGUGGUCCAUGUAGUUCCAAGUCAUUUCUACCAGCUGCACACUACAAGGAGCUGGGAUUACCUUGGCCUGUCCACAUCUUCUCCUCCAACAAACCUCCUUCAUCAAGCAAACAUGGGAGAUGGUAUCAUCAUAGGUGUCCUUGAUACAGGAAUAUGGCCAGAAAGUGAAGCAUUCAAUGACAAAGGCCUAGGGCCAAUCCCUUCAAGAUGGAAGGGUCAUUGUCAGUCUGGUGAAAAAUUCGAUCCAGCUAUGGCAUGUAACAGGAAACUAAUUGGAGCAAAAUACUUUGCGAAGGGUUAUGAAGCAUCGCUGGGAGGGAAAUUUGAUCAUAAAACUGAGGUUGCAUCACCAAGGGAUAGAAAUGGACAUGGUACACACACGUCAACCACUGCCGGUGGCUCCUUUGCACCAAAUGCAAGCUACCAUGGACUUGCUUAUGGUACAGUUAGGGGUGGUGCACCCAAGGCUCGGCUUGCUAUGUAUAAAGUGUGUUACAAUGGUGGUGGGUGUCAUUUUGCCGAUGUAAUAAUGGCCAUCGAUCAAGCAAUUCAUGAUGGAGUUGACAUUUUAUCAAUGUCCCUUGGCGCCGAACCGCCUCUAGUCCCUGAUGUUGAUUUCACCGAUGGUGGUCAAUUUGCAUCCUUGCAUGCUGUCAUGCAUGGAAUUACAGUUGUUUGUUCAGCUGGAAACAAAGGGUCACUUCCCCAAACAGUAGGUAACAUAUCACCAUGGAUGCUGACUGUGGCGGCUUCUAGUAUUGAUAGGUCCCUUCCCACACUCAUUACACUAGGCAACAACCAAGCUUUUGUUGGUCAAUCCCUGUAUACUGGAAAGGAGACUGCUUUUCUCAACAUCGCAUAUCAUGGCGAUACUGAUACUGAGAACAGACGCUAUUGCGACAAUUUUACUCCCAACGAUACAUCUGUGGCUGGAAAAGUGGGGCUUUGCUUCCUUCAAGGCGAUGAGUUGAAUUUAUCAUUAAUUAUAGAAGUUUUUAGGCAGAAUGGUGGCUUGGGACUAAUUGUUGCUAAGAGUCCAAGCAGAGCACUGGAAGUGCUCACUUUCGACUUCCCAAGUGUUGGUGUAAGUUAUGACGUUGGAACGCAAAUACUCAAUUACUUCAGAGACUCCGGGAAGCCACGAAUAAAACUAAGUCCUGCCAAAACUCAUGUUGGAAAGCCUAUUUCAACAUAUGUUGCUUCCUUCUCAUCUCGAGGUCCCAAUUCUAUUGCCCCUGCCAUACUUAAGCCGGAUGUAGCAGCUCCUGGAGUACUUAUAUUGGCUGCUGUUGCUGGAGAAUUUCCGUAUGAAUUUGAAUCAGGAACGUCCAUGGCAGCUCCUCACGUGUCUGGCAUUUCCGCCUUGCUCAAGUCCCUGCACCCAGAUUGGUCCCCAGCUGCUAUCAAGUCUGCAAUUAUGACUACAGCGGGGGUAAAAGAUCCUCAUUCUGGCUUACCAAUCAUCGCUGAGGGAAUGCCGUUUAAGGUUGCUGAUCCAUUUGAUUUCGGUAGUGGACUAGUGAAUGCACAUGCUGCAAAUGAUCCCGGCCUCAUCUAUGAUAUGGGAGCCUUCGACUACAUUCUUUAUUUGUGCUCGAUGGGCUACAAGAACAGCGACAUCAGCAACAUCAUUGACGGAGGAGCUGCAUCUUGCCCAAUCAAGAGGCCUUCGAUUCUUGAUGUCAAUCUUCCUUCUUUAACUAUACCAAGUCUCAAAGGUACAGUCAAUGUUAGAAGAACCGUCACCAACGUUGGACCAGAGAACUCCAAAUAUGAAGCCAUCAUUGAGCCUCCACCAGGCAUUACCAUAAAAGUAAAGCCUGACACUUUGAUAUUCAACUCCGACACUGAGCAAAUCUCUUUCACUCUCACCAUUUCACCCACUCACGAAUACAACACAGCGUUUGAGUUCGGGAGCCUGACUUGGACUGACGGGGUGCACCAAGUAAGAAUCCCCAUAUCAGUGAGAACCGAGUUCGCUCAACUUGAUUAAUUUUAGCUAGGGUGCUGGCUACAGUUUGCUACAUUUAUCACUAUUCACAUCUAUGAUCCAAGUAUAAAUCAAUGUAUUUACAGUUGACAUUCUCUGUGUAAUAAUAGAAUCUUAUCAGCUACUAUCUAAAA